GACCGGGCCGGGAGCUGGAAGGCAGCGGCGGCGGCGGCGGCGGCAGCAGCGAGCGCCCGCGCUCCGACGCCCCCAGGCGGUGGGGCGCAGAGGGCCCGGAGGCGGCUCCGAGCGCGGACCUCGGCAUGUUCAGGAUGUUACUGUUCUUGCUGUUGCUGUGGCUUCUGCCCCCCACCGAGGGGUCCCAGCGUGCUGAACCCAUGUUCACUGCAGUCACCAGCUCGGUUCUGCCCCCUGACUAUGACAGCAACCCCACCCAGCUCAACUAUGGUGUGGCAGUCACCGAUGUGGACCAUGAUGGAGAUUUUGAGAUCGUUGUGGCAGGGUACAACGGCCCCAACCUGGUGCUGAAGUAUGACCGGACUCAAAAGCGACUGGUGAACAUUGCAGUGGAUGAGCGCAGCUCCCCCUACUAUGCGCUGCGGGACCGUCAGGGGAAUGCUAUUGGGGUCACAGCCUGCGACAUUGAUGGGGAUGGCCGUGAGGAGAUCUACUUCCUCAACACCAAUAAUGCCUUCUCAGGGGUGGCCACGUAUACGGACAAGUUGUUCAAGUUCCGCAACAACCGGUGGGAAGACAUCCUCAGUGAUGAGGUCAACGUGGCCCGAGGUGUGGCCAGCCUCUUUGCCGGGCGCUCUGUGGCCUGUGUGGACAGGACGGGCUCCGGACGCUACUCUAUCUAUAUCGCCAAUUAUGCCUACGGUAACGUGGGCCCUGAUGCCCUCAUUGAAAUGGACCCCGAGGCCAGUGACCUCUCCCAGGGCAUUCUGGCGCUCAGAGAUGUGGCUGCUGAGGCUGGGGUCAGCAAAUACACAGGGGGCCGAGGUGUCAGCGUGGGCCCCAUCCUCAGCAGCAGCGCCUCAGACAUCUUCUGUGACAACGAGAAUGGGCCCAACUUCCUCUUCCACAACCAGGGUGAUGGUACCUUCGUGGAUGCUGCUGCCAGUGCUGGUGUGGACGACCCCCACCAGCACGGGCGAGGUGUUGCCCUAGCCGACUUCAACCGUGACGGCAAAGUGGACAUCGUCUAUGGCAACUGGAAUGGCCCCCACCGGCUCUAUCUGCAGAUGAGUGCCCAUGGGAAGGUCCGCUUCCGGGACAUCGCCUCGCCCAAGUUCUCCAUGCCAUCCCCUGUCCGCACAGUCAUUGCCGCCGACUUUGACAAUGACCAGGAGCUGGAGAUCUUCUUCAACAACUUUGCCCACCGCAGCUCCUCAGCCAACCGCCUCUUCCGUGUCAUCCGCAGAGAACAUGGAGACCCCCUCAUCGAGGAGCUCAACCCUGGUGAUGCCUUGGAGCCUGAGGGCCGGGGCACAGGGGGUGUGGUGACAGACUUCGAUGGAGACGGGAUGCUGGACCUCAUCUUGUCCCACGGGGAGUCCAUGGCUCAGCCGCUGUCCGUCUUCCGGGGGAACCAGGGCUUCAGCAAUAACUGGCUGCGCGUGGUGCCUCGGACCCAGUUUGGGGCCUUCGCCAGGGGAGCUAAAGUCGUGCUCUACACCAAGAGGAGUGGGGCCCACCUGAGGAUCAUUGACGGGGGUUCGGGCUACCUGUGUGAGAUGGAGCCUGUGGCACACUUUGGCUUAGGGAAGGAUGAAGCCAGCAGUGUGGAGGUGACAUGGCCAGAUGGGAAGAUGGUAAGCCGGGGUGUGGCCAGUGAGGAGAUGAACUCUGUGCUGGAGAUCCCCUACCCCCAGGAUGCAGACCAGCUUCAGGACCCAGCCCCACUGGAGUGCGGCCAAGGAUUCUCCCAGCAGGAAAACGGCCAUUGCAUGGACACCAACGAAUGCAUCCAGUUCCCAUUCGUGUGCCCUCGAGACAAGCCUGUGUGUGUCAACACGUAUGGAAGCUAUAGGUGCCGGACCAACAAGAGGUGCAGCCGGGGCUAUGAGCCCAACGAGGACGGCACAGCCUGUGUGGAAACCAAAGAAGCUAUAUUUUGAAAAUGAUGGAACCAUAAGUUGGGAAGAGCCUGGGUCCCUGAAUCAGCCUGGAGGAGAUCCACCUGCUGGUCAAAAUCACCUGUCUGGGAUUUAACUGAGCCAUAAAUAAACUUCUAGUUUAUUAUUCCAUUAAGAUUUUAGGGUGCUACCUUACAUGGUAUAGUCUCAUCUCCUCUUGGCUUUGAUCCAUAUGUUCUCAAGUAGCCAGAGUGGGAGGGGCCAACACCCUUUCCAACUCCCAAAAUCCUGAGCCUUAGAACACUGCCUCUGAGUGACAAAGAAUCUGUUUCCCUCCCUGUAGAGUAUUUUUGGAGUCUUGAGGAGUUGCUAGAAGAUGGUAUCAGACACAUUGUAUACUCCAGAGCCCUCAUCUCCCAGUAAAGCGCAAUAUAACAGAUUCAUCUGUAGUUGGUGAAGGGUGGAUUUAAGGCAAGGCAGCAUCUACUGGCUCUCUCCAUCCACAAUGACUCAGUUGUGAGGUAUCGAAAGGCUCUUAUGGAAAGAAGGUCCACUGACCUGGGAGCAGGAGAUCUGGGUGCCACACUACUCUGGGACUCCAUUUCUUCAGCUAGAAACUGAGAAGCUAGAACAACGUAGUCACUUAAAGCCCAUUCCAGCCCUGACAUUCGGGAGGCUUUUUCAGGGAUUACGAAUACAAAUGUUUAUAGGGACUAAGCAUAUAAGUGGGCUGGGUAAGGGCUGUGACUGAUCAGAGAACUCAUGCCUUGUCUCAGGAAAGCGACCAAUCACUGCCAUGCGGUAAUGUGAGCCCAGGAUGCUGUGCUUCCGACAUCUUAUGAGAAGCCAUAAAUCCAGAUUUCUUUAAUAUCAAAUAUCUUGAUUUUUUAAUGUUUCAAAUAAAUUUUUACAUUUGUAAGCAUGAAGCAGAUCAAGUAGGCACAAUCAUGAAUGACAUUCAUUCCUAGGACUGCCAGUUGAGGACCUCUGAAUGAAGAACCCCAUCACUGGGGCCCUUGGGCCAGAGCCAGAGCCAGGCCCCAGGCACUUGCCAGCUACUUAGUUUUCAGGAAGUGAGUGAGAGUUUUCAAGAGAUCUAUGAUGCUCUGAAAUCCCAUAAGAGGAUCCCAGAAUAUGCACACACCUCACUACAAGGCCACAGCUUCUGUGUCUCCCCUAGCAGCUCCCCCAGGAUUUCUUAACUGACUCUGACACCUGGGCUUCUCAUCUACUUUUUACCUUCCUCAGCUCUGCCCUCUCUCCCACCACUGUCCCCAGGCCUGCCGGCAGCUGAGUAUAAACAGGACCAAGAGGCAUUUUGUGAAGAAGAAAGAGAAAAUCAGUGGUAAUAUCUGUUGGCACCAAUUUUUGAACUUCAGUAGGACAGGGAUAGGGAGGCUGCCUGAAGAGUGGGUCACACACCUGAUAGAGCCAACCCGGUAGAGGUGGGGAGGAACAAGCACUAGAGUUCAGAAGAACACUCCCAGUCCCAAUCUGCCCACAUCAAACAGGAGGCCCCAUCUGGCCCACAUCUCCAUCCUCAUUAAAAACUAGCUAAUUCCAGAGGAUGCAUUUGAGGCUCAACUCAAGAAUCAGGAGAUUCAGCUAAUGAACCAACACCAUGCUCCCUGGCUGCUGGGGCAUGGAGGAGGAAUGAGGAUCAAGAGUCACAAGCAGCCAAGUCAGGCCUCAGGAUGGAAACCCAAGCAUAAGGGCUUCCCUUCUUCUAAGCCUACACCAGGGCCAAGCCCAACCCACUGUCUGCUGGUUGAUAAUUCCAGGCCUCAGAGAUCAAACCUCCAAAUGCCUUGCUUGGAUAAUGCUGCUUGGGUGCAUUUAAAAACCUCUUAGAGGGGAUCCCUGGGUGGCGCAGCGGUUUGGCGCCUGCCUUUGGCCCAGGGCGCGAUCCUGGAGACCCGGGAUCGAAUCCCACGUCGGGCUCCCGGUGCAUGGAGCCUGCUUCUCCCUCUGCCUGUGUCUCUGCCUCUCUCUCUCUCUCUCUCUGUGUGACUAUCAUAAGUAAAUUAAAAAAAAAAAAAAAAAAAAAAAAAACCUCUUAGAGACCAAACUUCACCACUCAAAGAAGCCCUCCCUGCCAGACAUUUCCCAGUUGUCCCUGGCUAUCUGGACUAUUUCCCAGGGCAGACCCUGCUCCCGGUGACACACAUUCACAGAGGUUUGUCACUCAGGAAAUGGGCUCAUUACAGUUUUCCAAAUGAGGUCAGUGUAUCACUCAGGAGGCUUCAUCCCUCCUCUGAGUUCCUCACACAGAUUCCUCCCCUAAAGCUAACUCCUGAACAGAAAUUAAGAAGCAGAGAAGAUCUAGUUCCCAUGCCUUCCAUCUAGAGAUCCAGGGACAUGCAAUGUUUCUCAGUGUCUCUCUCUCUCUCCCCCUCUGUCUUCCUGCCCCUUCCUCUCCUUCUCCCCUCACCCUCUGUUCCUCCCCUCUUCACCUCUCAAAACACCUUCUGCUAGAACUGAGGACCUCCCACUCAGACUCCUAAGGGAAUGGCCAAGACGUUUGGCAUGAGGUAUUCCUUCUCCCAACAGGUUUUUCCUGGGAAUCUUAACUCAGUCCUAACAGUAAAAACAGCCUGGGGAGAAUGACUCAGUCCACAGCCCAGGGAACGUGUACAUUCUGUGCCUUGGCAGAGCUAAGGCUUCCUCCCUCAGUGCUGCCAGCAGGGUCCACCUGAGGCCAAAUUGAGAAAUGGGUAAUGUUUGUCCUCUGCUCUCCAUCCCUUCUGGGCAUUCCUCUGUCCCUCUGCCCUCAAGCUGACCCAGCCAGGCUGAACAGGGAGCCUGAGUCCUUCUGCAUCCCUUCCCCCAUCACAGCCUCAUCUCACCGCCCCUCACACCCACCUCUCUGUUGAGCAACACUGUUAGCUAAUGGUUACACCUGGAUGCAGCAGAAAAGACACUGACUAGGGAGGCAGAAGAUUCCAGCUCUAGUUCUUGUCCUGCCCCUUUUGAGCCAUAGUUUAUUGAAUAAACUCUCACAUUCCAGUUGCAUCAUCUGUAAAAUGGGAUAAUGAUGCCUUCCUUGGCUUCUUCAUAGGGAUCAGGCAAGCUUCUGAGCCUGUUAGCUCAUCUGUUAAUUGGGGAUAAUAAUACCAUCCUUGCCCACUUCACAGAGUUGCUCUAAAGCUCAAAGGAGAUCACACAUGUGAUAGUGCUUUGUACACAGGAAAGUGCUACAUUCACAGAGGCAUUAUGAGCAGAAUCUCUCCCUGGGGAGAGUCAUGCAUGCUUCACAGCAGCCUCCUAGAAACACCGCCUCAACCUAGAGAUGUGAGCCUGCUGUUUGGAAUUUGUAGACCACAACAGACCUGAAAUGGAGAUAUGAUGAGACAGAGGAGCCUCCUGGAAUCUGGCAGGUCACAUCACAGAUGUGGCUGCCUUCUCUGCCCACACUGCUGGCCCAGCUAGGCCCAGGUGGCUGAAGUUAUCUCUUCCUGCCCAAUACCAGCAGCCUUUGCUGCAGCCUGGCAGCCCUAUCUGGAAAGUGACCAGAUCCUUGGCCGUUUCUCCUUUGUUCUUCCUGCUCUUCUCAGUGACUUUGGCACUUUCUGAGCUUUCUAAUUAUUUAUUUAUUUUAUAUUCCUCCACCCUAAAAAUCAAGCUCCAUGGGUCUGCUUUGGGCUUGCCCCCUCACAAGGUCCUGGGGAAGGAGGUGAGCCCUCCUAGCUAAUCCUGUGCCUUGUCACAAAGCCGAGUGGCACCAAGCAACUGCACCUUGUUCUGUGGUGGCCACGACAGAACUGCAACAAUAACACUUGGUAUUGAUGUGACACUGCUCACCAGGAUGCCCAGAGGCAAUGCACAGAAUCAUUCAAAAGCCUGUGUUGUUCCCCUGGCUUGUGUUCCAGCUGGGUUAGAAAUGGGGAAACACCACAAAAAGAAUCAACAAUCAGACCUGGGGAGGCCCUGGUGUCCUGAGUUCCACUCCAAAAAUCCAAAGGAAGAAACUUUCAACUCUGCUGCUAACAUGCUGUGUAUCAAAUAGGUUCUCCCCUUCUCCGUGUGUUAGCUUUACCGCUUAUAAGUGAGAACAGAAAGAGCUCCAUUUCCCACAUGCAGUGAGGGACCACGGGUGGAAAUUCCUAGUCUCUUAAGUAUUGCACCGAGACUCUGCCCUCAGCCAACAGUCCCUUGGUUCAGCUUUCAAGACCCUUAACG
Messenger RNA from Nyctereutes procyonoides (raccoon dog), 6080 nucleotides. It is a transcript of the gene CRTAC1, whose product is annotated as cartilage acidic protein 1. Gene Ontology annotation, biological process: axonal fasciculation. Gene Ontology annotation, molecular function: calcium ion binding. The record is from RefSeq and is a predicted model, not a curated record. NCBI's taxonomy places the organism in Eukaryota, Metazoa, Chordata, Mammalia, Carnivora, Canidae. The transcript has 15 exons. Bases 126 to 1943 code for a protein of 605 amino acids.